AUGACACAUUUACAAACUCGUAAGGAAGGUGAUGAAGGUAUUUCGAAUGUUGAAUUUUGCACGAGAUCGGAUGAAACUCGUCGUAAUCGUCGACUACAAUCAUUUGUUGAUUGUUAUGGUGUUGAAAAGCCGAGUUUAUCCACAUUUGAACAAACGAAACGAUACACGAAGAAGAAAUGUUCUUCAGUUACCUUUGAAUGCUGUAUUAACAUACUUCUCAAACGAAUACCUCUUUUUCGUUGCUUAAAAACUUACAAUCUUCGAAAAGAUCUUUUCGGUGAUAUCAUCGCGGGAAUAACCGUCGCGAUUAUGCACAUACCACAGGGUAUGGCUUAUGGAACACUUACAACUUUACCACCUGUUUAUGGACUCUACGUUUCAUUUUUUCCGGUUAUUAUCUACAUGAUUUUUGGCACAUCACCACAUUUAUCUUUAGGAACAUUCGCAAUUAUAUCGUUGAUGACUGCACAAGCUAUUGACAGUGUUUCGUUCGAGCCAUCGAAUAUAGUUACUCAAAAUGGAACCAUUGCAAAUCUGACAGGUUCAUCAUCCGUUGAUAUCAAAUUACAUGCAGCCACUACUCUUGCUCUUCUUGUCGGUCUUAUUCAACUAUCGCUAUCCUUUCUUCGACUUGGAUUUCUAACUGUUUACUUAACUGAACCUUUUAUCAGUGGAUUCACUACCGGUGCCGCAACACAUGUUUUUACAAGUCAGAUUCCAUCAGCUUUUGGGAUUCGUUCUCCGCGUGGAAUCAAUGGAGCAUUUAAAUUGCCGCGAAUAUACGUAAAAUUAAUUCAAUCAAUCUUUUCGCAUAUCAAUUGGAUAUCCACAGCCAUUGCUGCUGUUUCUAUUGUUACUUUAUAUAUCGCGAAAUAUCUAAAUGAUCGAUAUAAAUCAAAAAUUCGAAUUGUUCUUCCGUUAGAAUUAGUUCUUAUUGUUAUAGGAACAACGGUAUCACAUUUUCUACAAUUACAUUCAAAAUAUGCGGUCGCAGUUGUUGGACAAAUUAAACGAGGUUUACCGGCGCCUUCACUUCCAUCAUUCGAUCAUACGGAUAAAUUACUCGUACCAGCUAUUACUAUAGCUGCUGUUAGCUUAUCAAUCUCGAUAUCAAUGGCCAAAAUGCUAAGUCGGAAACAUACGUAUAAAGUCAGUUCAAAUCAAGAAUUAUUAGCUUAUGGAAUGGCCAAUACAGUAUCGUCGUUCUUUCAAUGCUAUCCGAGUGCAGGCUCAUUGAGUCGUUCAGCUGUACAAGAAGGUAGUGGAGGAAGAACGUUACUUGUUGGCGGUUUUUCUUCACUCGUUUUGGGCUGUGUACUUGUUGCGUUAACUCCUCUAUUUCAAUCAUUACCCAUGGCUUGCCUUGCUGCGAUUAUUAUUGUGAAUUUAAAAGGUUUAUUCCUUCAAUUAAAAGACUUCAUGUUAUACUUUCGAAUUAGCAAACUUGAAUGUAUAUUAUGGACAAUCACUUUUGUAACCGUUGUUUUAUUCGAUGUGGAUAUUGGCCUGUAUGUUGGAUUAAGCACGUCAUUUUUUAUUAAUACUGUUCGCACUCAAAGACCUCGAUUUUUUGUCCUUGGUCAAGUGGAUAAUACCGGUAUUUAUAAAAGUACAACAAAUUUUCCAUCUGUUCAGCAAUAUCCGGGUAUUAAGAUUCUUCGAUUUGAUGAAUCACUUUAUGCAUGUAACGCACCAUUCUUCAAACGAAAAUUCUACGAAUUGAUUGGUAUGGAAACAACCGAAGAACCGAUUGUAUCUUGUCGUAGACCAGAAACAUUCGACACGAAGACUGAUGUUCUAUUAAAAUAUAUCAUUCUCGAAUGUUCACCAUUCAAUUACAUUGAUACUGUCGGUGCGAAAUUACUCAUUCAAAUUUUUAAUGAUUUGAAAAAACGGGGUAUUCAAUUAUAUUUAACAGAAUGUCGAUAUGAAGUCCGCCAUACACUUGAUAUCAUGAAAUUCUAUGAAAAAACAGAAUUGCAUACGAUUUAUGUGACCACUCACGAUGCUGUAAUGACAGCAGUUGCAGCGUUAAAUCAAAUCCCAACGACAAAUAAUUGA
Molecule: messenger RNA, 2061 nt
Organism: Adineta ricciae
Lineage: Eukaryota; Metazoa; Rotifera; Eurotatoria; Adinetida; Adinetidae
Source: the annotation of a GenBank genome assembly